GAGAAAGAAGGUGAAAGAGGAGGAGUGUCAGAGAGGGAAAGAAAAGAGGGAAGAAAAAGACUCAUUGCUCAUUAAGCGAAACCCAAAGCAGAAGUGGACAGAGACACCGGUUUUCAGUCGCUGUGGUUGGCUAUGGCUCAGGGCUCUGACAGCAACGACGCAAGCUACAAGUCCCCAUCACCUGGAAGCAGACCGAGCUCGUCGGAUGACGUGAAGAAAGUGAUGAGGAGAGAGAAGAACCGUAUCGCUGCACAGAAGAGCCGGAUGAGGCAAACUCAGAAAGCUGACAGCCUUCACCUGGAAAGCGAAAACCUGGAGAAGGAGAAUGCCGCCCUGAGGAAGGAGGUGAAGCAGCUCACAGAGGAGGCCAAUUACCUGUCCUCAGUGCUGAGCAGCCACGAGCCCCUGUGCACCGGGCUGGCCCCGCAGACCCCGGACCUCCUCUACCCUACCCAUCAGAGCAGCUACCACCGCCAGCACAUCGCCGUACCACACUACCAGCGCUGACCUGCCCGAGGGCCUGUGGCUAAAACAGAUGACUGACCUCAAGAGACACAGACUGACAGGAGACUUGUGUCUUUUUUGUUUAUUGUUAAAACGUAGUUAAGGCAAGACAGGCUAAGUUGUCCAUCAAGCAACGAGCCCAAACUGUAACCAGUAGAAAUCAAGACCUAUUUAUUUUGCUUCUUCAUGUCUCUUUGCUUUCCGAUUGUAAAUCCAUAUGUGAAUUUAAAUGGCUUGGUAAGUAGGUUUAUCAAAUAGUCCAUGUUUACAAAGAGAGAGGAAACAAAAAUAUUGUGCUCACAUUUGUAAAUGCUUAUUUUUAGUAUUUCAGGGAGCACCUUUUGUCAUCUCAUGUCUUGUGUUCUUUGUGUGUGUAAUAUGUUUUUGUGUGUGUGUGUGUGUGUGUGAGUGUGUGUAAAUGCUCAGGAGCCUUGACAGUGUUGAUUGUGGACAAAAAGAAUGUAAAUGUAAAAAAAAAAAAAAAAAAAACAGAGAAAAGG
This is a messenger RNA of Poecilia latipinna (sailfin molly), 1004 nucleotides long. It is a transcript of the gene batf, whose product is annotated as basic leucine zipper transcription factor, ATF-like. Gene Ontology annotation, molecular function: DNA-binding transcription factor activity, RNA polymerase II-specific; RNA polymerase II cis-regulatory region sequence-specific DNA binding. Bases 133 to 507 code for a protein of 124 amino acids. Lineage: Eukaryota; Metazoa; Chordata; Actinopteri; Cyprinodontiformes; Poeciliidae. The transcript is spliced from 4 exons. Gene Ontology annotation, cellular component: nucleus. The record is from RefSeq and is a predicted model, not a curated record. Gene Ontology annotation, biological process: regulation of transcription by RNA polymerase II.